Messenger RNA from Rhea pennata, 1481 nucleotides. It is a transcript of the gene CLIC3, whose product is annotated as chloride intracellular channel 3. Lineage: Eukaryota; Metazoa; Chordata; Aves; Rheiformes; Rheidae. The record is from RefSeq and is a predicted model, not a curated record. The coding region runs from base 1 to 717 and encodes 238 amino acids. The transcript has 6 exons.
AUGGCUGAGAAACCCCAAAUCCAGCUCUUUGUCAAGGCAAGCGAGGAUGGGGAGAGCAUGGGCCACUGCCCCUUCUGCCAGCGGCUCUUCAUGGUGCUGCUGCUCAAAGGGGUGCCCUUCACCCUCACCACUGUGGACAUGAAGAGGGCACUGGACGUGCUGAAGGACUUUGCCCCAGGAGCCCAGCUGCCAGUUCUCCUCUACAAUGGCGAGCCCAAGACCGACACUGGCACCAUUGAGGACUUCCUGGAGGAGCAGCUGAGGCCUCCCACGUUCCCCAGCCUGGUCCCACGGUACAAGGAAUCAAGAUUGGCUGGGAACGACGUCUUCCACAAGUUCUCCACUUUCAUCAAGAACCCAGUGCCUGCCCAGGAUGAGGUGCUGCAACGGAGCCUAUUGAAGGCCCUCUUGAAGCUGAAUGAGUACCUGAAUGCCCCCCUGGAGCAUGAGCUGGCCCGUGACCCUCGUCUCCUGGUUUCUCAGCGCUGCUUCCUAGAUGGAGACCAACUCACAUUAGCUGACUGCAACCUGCUGCCCAAGCUCAAUAUCGUUCAGGUCAUAUGUCAGCAUUAUCGCCGCUUUGGGAUCCCCAAGGACCUGCACGGUGUGUGGCGCUACCUCAACAAUGCCAAGGAAACCAAGGAGUUCAAAUACACCUGCCCCAACAAUGAGGAGAUAGUGCAGGCCUAUCGCUCCGUGGUCCGGCCUCCACAGUGAGCCAGGCACACGCCCAGGUGGGCAUGGGGCCAGGGUUGGGCAGCAGGCAAGCAUUAGCCUGGUUCCUACCAUGACCACUGCAGUCCUUCCUCCAGCACUCAGAAAAGCAGAGGGCAUAAGCUAUAUUUUGGGCACCCAAAUUCCCCCAGCUGGCACCCUUGCCUGAGGUGCUGGCAGCAUGCUUCAUUGUACUGAGCCCACCAGUGGGUUCUCACUUCUUGUAUCAUGCUCCCCUCCUGGCCAGGACCCCCUCACGUUCCCUGAACCCCCCAAGCAUCAGGACUGAUGUCAGGGAGUCUCAGCUGUGGACACUGUAACAAAGCUGCAGAGUGUCCAGGCUAAUUGCAAGAGCAGAUCUUCAUGCUGGGAAGGAAAAGCUGCCCAGAGCAGAGGGCUACGGGGCCCAAGCACAGCUCUGACAAAAGCUAUCCCUGCAGCCUCCCUCAGAGAGGCACCAUGCCACCCUUAGCACGCGUGCCUCAGUGACAGGAGCCAGCAGCUAUCGCAGGAUGCCAGUGAGGAGCAGCACAGGGUCAGGGAAACUGACAGCCACGUAGAGCCUCAGGAAUAGAGUCGGGCGAUGCAGAGGGUAGUGGGCACAACACUGUCUGAGGUCCCCCAUGCUCUGGGGUAACGGAGUGGAGAGCACCAUCCCCCUAGAACCUGCCAUUAGGAAGCUCUUGGGAGCAGAUUUGGGACAGGAUUGGGGGCAAAGUGGGGAAAGUCAAAGCCAUUUAUCACAGCACCUGGAAAUCAAUAAAAGC